Molecule: messenger RNA, 503 nt
Organism: Photinus pyralis (common eastern firefly)
Lineage: Eukaryota; Metazoa; Arthropoda; Insecta; Coleoptera; Lampyridae
Product: adult-specific cuticular protein ACP-20-like
Exons: 3
Coding region: 78-503 (141 amino acids)
Cellular component (GO): extracellular matrix
Source: RefSeq, a predicted model, not a curated record
CUGUCACUAUGUAGGAGUAUAAAUAUCGAGUUACUCAGUGCAGAUAUCAGUCAAAGUUUGUAUCUCAACGUUUAACAAUGUUCACAAAACUCGCCCUUGUUAGCUGCGUCGUUGUUGUGUGCUAUGCCCAACAUGGUGGCUACGGCCAUGGUGCCUCAUCCUAUGUCUCCUCUAACCAGGGACAUGACGGUGGAGUCCCGAUCGCCGCCGGCCACGGAUACGGCGGCCACCAUGAACAUGCGGUUGAUUACUACGCGCAUCCGAAAUACGAAUUCAACUAUGGAGUCGCCGAUGGUCACACUGGCGACCAUAAAAGUCAACACGAAGUACGCGAUGGUGAUGCCGUUCAUGGCGAAUAUUCCCUACACGAAGCUGACGGAACCAUUCGUACCGUUAAGUACACGGCCGAUCACAAGAACGGUUUCAAUGCCGAAGUUAUCCGAUCUGGACAUGCCGUCCAUCCGGAAGUGCACGCGGCCCACGGACACCAUGGCCAUUAUUAG